AUGGAACAUGGCGACACUAUCCCCAACACGGUCGUACGCCGUUGGAUACACAUUAAAAUCGUGCUGGCGAAGGCUCGUCUUCAGCUCGUGUCGCAGGCGUAUGACCAUCCGUCAAGAUGGCGUCCGGCAGGCUCGAAUUGGACCUGAGCAUGGGCAUGCUCCUAAUAGGCUUAGCCGCGACUGCUAGCUUGUUUGGAGUGACUUUUUCCCAAGCUAUGUGGUACUAUAGACGUUACCCCCGGGAUAGGAAGAUCUUACAACUCCUAGUGACUACUGUCUGGGGGAUGGACGCCCUCAGCCUUGUCCUGUACUCCUCCUCUCUAUGGGACUAUCUCGUUAGAAAAAACCUGCAUUAUUUCGGUGGUCUAUCUAUACCAUGGAUGUCGAAUGCUCAAAUUGUAGUCAAUGCGAUUGCGAUUGCUAUCAUCCAGUCGUUCUACACUUACAGGAUAUGGACCUUGACAAGGCAGAAGGUCUUGACUGGUUUCCUCCUCGCGUUCGUGUCGGCAGACUUUGCUCUGGCACUGCUACUCUUCUUCAAAAGCAUCAAUACACAGUCUCUCGCUGACUACAUUCGGCUCACGCCGUUCGACAUAGCCAUGAGCUGCACCACAGCUACCACGGAUAUCAUACUGUGCGGUACGCUGGUCACGCUUCUUGCCAGGUCUCGGACGGGUUCCGCCGGGUCUGACCGAUUAAUCAAUCGUUUGCUGUUCUACACUAUCAAUACAGGGCUGGUCACCAGCAUGUGCGCCCUCACCUCGCUCAUUACCGUCUUGGUACUCCCCGAGGCAUCCGUCUAUGUGUUGUUCUACUACAUCGGUGCUCGCAUGUACACAGUGUCGCUCCUCGCAACUCUCAACGCUCGCGAACACCUGCGCAUACAAGCCGAGCAGUUGGGCGACGCCUCGAUACCUCGACUCACGAGGACGUCAAACAGCGUCUCCCGUCGCAGCGUGCGCGCCGUCGUGGACGCGAUGUCCCCCUCGAAGGAGAUCGUCGUCGCGAUCCAGCGUGACACGACCGUGACAUUCGAGGAGCGCUCCGAAGAGGACCUGCACGAUGCCCGUCGGCGCGGGCCCUACCGCUACCAGUCACAGUCCCCGACGGAGCCACGGAGCCCGAAGCUGGUCGCGCUUCUGACCAACAAUUCCUUGUCCCCACCGAAGCGGCGCGACUCGAUUGGCACCUCCAGCCUGCCCGACUCGCAGCUUGCCUCGUCAUCGUCCUCGGGCUCGGGCACGCGCGUCCAGGCACCGUCGGACUGGUCUUGAUGUAGUACUACCUGGUGUAUCAUAGACUUUGCUGCUUGCGGCUCUAGAUUUCGUCGCGCGCUAUCGCUCC
This is a messenger RNA of Dichomitus squalens LYAD-421 SS1, 1344 nucleotides long. RefSeq lists its product as uncharacterized. The coding region runs from base 117 to 1274 and encodes 385 amino acids. The record is from RefSeq and is a predicted model, not a curated record. The transcript has 23 exons. NCBI's taxonomy places the organism in Eukaryota, Fungi, Basidiomycota, Agaricomycetes, Polyporales, Polyporaceae.